GGGGCGGGAACAGAAGCGCCCCCCUCAGGCGCCCGGCGGGGCCGAGACUGCGCUCCCUGCCGAAAUCUACUUCGCGUCCUGGGUGUAGAGCGUUCGCCAGCCCGGGCCACCGCUGGCCUCUUCCCAGAAACCGAAUUCUUACUCUUGGCCGCCAAUAAGCAUUCGUCUCCCCUCUCCCUCACACCCUGCGGUUUUUUGUUUUGAUACGGGUGUAUGAAUAGACUAUAGCUGUGUCAGUGUGUUAUGAUGCCGUCUCGUACCAACCUGGCUACUGGAAUCCCCAGUAGUAAAGUGAAAUACUCAAGGCUCUCCAGCACAGACGAUGGCUACAUUGACCUUCAGUUUAAGAAGAGCCCUCCUAAGAUCCCAUAUAAGGCCAUUGCGCUUGCUACAGUGCUGUUUUUGAUUGGCGCCUUUCUCAUAAUCAUAGGCUCCCUUCUGCUGGCUGGCUAUAUCAGCAAAGGGAGAUUCCAGUUCUGUAGGUGGGUGGUGAGAAUCUGCAUUUCUGACAAGUUCCCAGGGGGCAGACCGGGCUGUUCCCGUCCUGAUCAUUGGCAUCCUGGUGUUCCUGCCAGGAUUUUACCACCUUCGCAUCGCCUACUAUGCAUCCAAAGGCUACCGGGGUUACUCCUAUGAUGACAUUCCAGAUUUUGAUGACUAGCACCAACCCUUAACCCUGAGGAGAAGAGUCACAGAUGGGACUGAGACCAGCUUUAAGAUAUUGAGCAGAAACUGGCUAAGGGCUAAGGAGUUCUGCAGUUUGCGAUGUUAAACAAAAGAAUGGCCAUCCUCAAGAUGUCAACUGAGCUUACAAUUACAAAUUAACUAAUUAGGACAUGCUCUAUUUUUCAUCUCCUGGCUCUGGCAAAAGCUGACAAGUUUUUCCACACGAAUAUGUAUCUUGGAAGAGUAGCGGCGUUAAUGGUGUGGGAAAGCAGGAGGUUACCCUGUAGUGGAGAGUGUUACUGCUGCCACCCUUUUUAGAGUUCAGCGUUUCUUUUAAAUCGUCCUCAUUGUCAGUUCUGGUAGCAAAUGGAAAAAUUUAAUAUGUCAAAUUUCUUAUUACUCGUAAUUUAUCUUGAAAACAUCUAAGUAUCUUACCCCUACACUCAUCUCUCACUUUGUGUGCUAGUGGAAGACCUUGGCAAACCAAAUGUCAGUGUGGGUGCAUCUGUAAUAUUUUUUACUUGCUUUCUUAUUAACAGCAGCCAGGACUUUUUUAAAUCUCAGAGCAAGUUUCCAGAAGGUAAACACCUCUGUUCACCAAUCCUUGGUCAGCUUUGAUUUGGUCCACCAGUAAGUUGGCCAACAUAAUUUGGGUUAUUCUGUUCUUCAUAGAUCAAGAUGUUCUGUAUAUCGUGCCUUUAAGGACUGGACUUUGGCUGUUUCCUAAGGAAAAAAUGUAGAUAAGUGAUUGUUAUUUAGAGAUUAUAAACCUGUUGUUAGCACCUUGCAUUAUGAUGUCAUUCUGCUGAAGACUGCAAGACUCAACCUGGAUUCCUAGAUGGACUAGACUGCCUUAGUUUGAUUCUGUUUCCUAGCUUGCAUGAAGUGACAUAUUCAAAAGAAAUUAAAAUGCCAAAAUCUAAAC
Messenger RNA from Callorhinus ursinus (northern fur seal), 1591 nucleotides. It is a transcript of the gene TMEM230, whose product is annotated as transmembrane protein 230. NCBI's taxonomy places the organism in Eukaryota, Metazoa, Chordata, Mammalia, Carnivora, Otariidae. Gene Ontology annotation, biological process: synaptic vesicle transport. Gene Ontology annotation, cellular component: synaptic vesicle; endomembrane system. The record is from RefSeq and is a predicted model, not a curated record.